AUGCCGAACUACGUCUUCAGCCUUGCCCACUUCUGUGAGAUCCACGGGUCCUCCAUCGUCAUUUGCACACAACAGAACGAUCUGGACCUUAUCAACUCCAGCGCACUGAAACUACUGUCCUGUGCACUGUGUGAACUAGUUCUACCGAACGAUGCUGUGAAUUUGGUCAGUCUGACCAACAACGGGGAAAAGUACGUUUCUACAAGGUACCCGCUGUCACAGAAUGUGUACACGGCGUACGUGAAACUUGUAAUGAAGCUGUUGUCUGUGGAGACAUCGGCGGAUUCGCUGAAACCCGUUUUCUUUGGUGACGUGGCAAACGGGUUUUGCAUGAGCAGGGUGUUUCGAGUGCAAGACGUCAAUUCAAGAGGAGGCGAGCGAAAGUACGCUUUGGUGAUGGGGUGUGACGAGGAGCUGCAUCUUCUACGAAACUGGGAUAUCGUCAGCACGUAUAUGGCUGAAAUCAUCCUGGCAAUACAGCGUCAGGUGGAGAAGCAUUUGGCAGAGGAGGCCGAGCAGCUGAACAACGUGGACAACGAGCGCUACUUGCGGCGGUCGAAAAUACGACCCAAGUCGCUUGUGGAGUUGACCAAUGAUACGCAGAUCUUCGUCAGAUUCCAUCUCUGGGCGAUCGAGUUGCUCAGAGACGUCUUGAGCUAG
Candidozyma duobushaemuli is the source of this 660-nucleotide messenger RNA. RefSeq lists its product as uncharacterized. Gene Ontology annotation, molecular function: GTPase activator activity. NCBI's taxonomy places the organism in Eukaryota, Fungi, Ascomycota, Pichiomycetes, Serinales, Metschnikowiaceae. The coding region runs from base 1 to 660 and encodes 219 amino acids. The record is from RefSeq and is a predicted model, not a curated record. Gene Ontology annotation, cellular component: cytosol. Gene Ontology annotation, biological process: positive regulation of TORC1 signaling; positive regulation of GTPase activity. The transcript has a single exon.